Molecule: messenger RNA, 2879 nt
Organism: Mizuhopecten yessoensis (Yesso scallop)
Lineage: Eukaryota; Metazoa; Mollusca; Bivalvia; Pectinida; Pectinidae
Product: mucin-3B-like
Exons: 9
Coding region: 315-2048 (577 amino acids)
Source: RefSeq, a predicted model, not a curated record
GAUGGACUUGACCAGAACACUUCCGGUUUCCCUUCCAUGGAAGCCAAGUUUGUAAAUAAAGUAAAACUGAUGAAAUACUUUCUAAACUGUGAUUUUUUUUACAUCUGUUAUCUCGAACACAUGGGAGCUGUACUGUGUUAUUCCCCAGUGCUAUGUCCCCAGUGCUGUGUUAGACCACUUGAUUCUGUAUGUAAGUUCCCCCCGGGCCCCACCAGAGGAGGAUACGUACAGCCUACACACGGAUACCACAGAUAUACACAUAGUGUGUUUUACGUACUUACAGCGGUUACACACUCACGGAAUUUUAAAUAAGCAUGGACAAAGUAAUUGGAUUGGUGUCCAUAGUUCUCCAAGUUUUCGUGAUUGGUCCUGGUUUGGCGGAAUACGACAUCCGGGCAGUCACUGUAGAAGUUCCCUGGGAUGAAGCAAGCCAAGGAUGUGAGGACAUUGGAUACGACCUGUUUGACCCCGCAAUGGUGACAAAGCAAACACUGGUAUCGAAGGCACUGCUUCAGGAAGGGGAACGUUAUUGGACAAGUACAUACACGUCAAGAUCCCCCUUCUAUUGGAAACUUGGUUGUUAUGACGUUAAGGACCGAAGUUCUCUGCAUAUGACCGACUUUGGAAGUGAAAACUCUGUCUAUCAAUGUUCCCAGAAAUGUGGCGACUUGCAGUACAUCGGAUUGGAGGAUACGGGUUGCUUCUGUUUUCCGGCCUCAGCAAAGCUGUCUCAAGAAUCUGAAACCCCGUGCACGACUCUGUGUCCAGGGAACGCUAACGAAAUAUGUGGAGACUCCGGAUCGGGCAAAAUGUCGGUAUACCGGAAGUUUGACACUAAUGAGGACAGGGUAACCUUAGAGGGAACGACGGGAGAUUGUGUCACAGUAAACAAAGAAAAUGUAGAGGCGAUGUACGAUGAUUAUUCCUACGACGAACACCAAUUGUUCACAGACAAAACCUGUACGGAAAAAAGGACAUUCUUCUGUCGAAAUUAUGUGUACGACCCAACCAAAGCAGACAGUGACAUAUUUAUUUAUAAACCGGAAAACAAGACUUGGUACGAAGCUCAGAGUGAUUGCUUGUCUAGCGGGAACGACAUCGCGUAUAUCGAUGGCUCCAACGCCCUCGGUGUUCUUUCCCGAGACACAAUACCAGUAGGCUCAGAAAGUUGGGUCGGGCUAUUUAGAGAAACUGCCGAACUCUCCGUAGCCGAAGGCGAUGUCACUGGUGAUCUAGUGUCAUGUAAUUCUAUUUCCAUCGACAGCAACGUACUGGAGGAGAGACACCAGCCGUGUAUGAAUAAGUUAAAGACGCUUUGUAUGAAGGUAAGCGUGGACCCUACAACAACCGAGAUGACGUCAGACUACGAUAUCACAUCUGAAAUGUCUGAAGCGCCAAUUACUGAAACACCUACAACAGAAGAGUCUACAACAGAUGCGCCUACAACAAAUGCGCCUACAACAUAUACGCCUACAACAGAUACGCCUACAACAAAUGCGCCUACAACAGAUGUACCUUCAACAAAUGCGCCUACAACAGAUGCGCCUACAACAGAUGUACCUUCAACAAAUGCGCCUACAACAGAUGUACCUACAACAGAUGCGCCUACAACAGAUACGCCUACAACAGAUACGCCUACAACAGAUGCGCCUACAACUGAAAUAUCAUCGGUUGCUUCAACGGAAGAAACGACAGAGACGCCCUCUAUCAUUCAGAGGGAGACAACAGAUGCAUCUACAGCAGUUACACCAGGAUCUAGAGUUUUAAAUCGUGCUAGUUCAUCGAAAACGUCGACGACGAUAAAAACAACCACAUCGAUGACACCGAUGGCAAAGAACUCAGUGACGAAAAUGACUGGUCCAAAGGCAACUACAGAACAACUGCAACCGAACGCUGCUAACGUGGCAGAGAAAAAGAUCGGAGAGGAUAACAAUGACAGCGCAAAUAACAAAGUUACAGGUGAAACGAAGGGUUCUUUUUAUAAUCUGUUCCUUGCAAUAAGUGAUAUUUCCGAAAAUGAAAAUACCCAGGUAAUCAUGGCAAAAUGAAACGGGGGAGAUGCACAUCAAACUGUCACCCUAAUGAGAUGUAUGAUAACGUCAGAACAAAGUAGACUGCGUUAUCUGAUUGAUAUGUGCAAUAUUAACAGUGCGAGAGGAAACCCAAUCGUUUGCUAAUAAGUCUUUGGUGGACUUUCUUUAUAGUUGGUAUAUAUACAAGACAUCUUCAAAAUGUAUAGCAAAUAAUACACACGAUGGAGGUUUGAUUGUGCAAUAAGGAAUAGAAAUGUCCAAGUGUCUUGAUGAAUAGCUAAAGUGAUAUAUUGAAUGGGAUGCAUAACUGCAAUUUAACGUGAACGAACUCACGGGAGAACCAAUUUAACGUGAGAGAAAUCAUUGGUUGAACAUAGGAAAAUAAUUUCUCUAUAAAUGGAAACCCUACUGAUAUUCGUCAAAUGAUACGUAAACGUAACUGUACAGACAAAACAAAUAAUACCUGCAACCUCAAAACCUUAAACUGGACAUUAAAAUAUAUUGUUGCAAUCAAUUUUCUUAUUUACUGUAAAUGCUGCUGUUAGAUAGGUCAUAAAAGUGUUUCAGAUAAGAAAAUCAUUUACUUAAUUUUACCAGUAUUAUUUCGGUAAAUUGGUGGAACUAUUAAGUUUGUAUGUCGUUUAAGUCUAAUUGGUGUAUUGUCUCUACCAUAUAUGUGAAAGUGGUUCCGUUUUCAGGUAAAUUGUGAGAUUUUCCCGUACAAUUUCAGCUCUAACACCAGAAUAUGCGAUCCUGUUGAUAUUUUUCCAUUGUUUUGGAUUCUAACUCUAUAUCAAUUUCAAAUUUGUGUUUUAAAACAUGUUCAACUAAUGGAUCAGUAUUGGC